UCGGGUGGGAUAAACGCGACCAAAUUACCGGUGCACUACGUGGUGAAAAAACUACAUAUCCCGGUUGCUCGCGUGAAAAAUAGAAUUUGCAACCGUAGUAUACACCACCAUCAACCCACCAGCAAUCUCAUUCUCUUGAGUAGCCUGCUUGGACGGAACAGCGGAUUAGGCUACCUCCUCCAUGUCCUGCGCGAGGAUCCGGUCUCAUUCAACACAGUAAGGAUCGCAGGCAAAGGUCUUGUUUCUCUGGUCCCGUUUCUUGGAGGAUUGUGCUCCGCUGUUCGAGAACAGAAACAAGAUUCCCUAGAAAUGCAGUGACAAUUGAACAAAGAGCUAUCAAAUCACCACCACCACCGCAAACUGAAAAACACAACUAGAAAAAAAGGGAAAAACUGUACAAAAGACCUAUUAUCGACUCCAAGUACGCCACAUCUCAGAGAGCUUACAUUAGUUCCCACAGUCAGGGUUUUGGUUGCCUGUCAAAAGAGUUGCUUAACAUAGAUAACAGUUGGUCUGGCUUACAGGAGUCACACUUUAGAAGGUAAUGUUUUUUUAUACAGCCCAAAUAGCACUUUCACUUUUAUUUAAUAGUUUGUGCGAUAAUGUUUUUAUGUUUUUAUUAUAGCCCGAAUGAGCUGCAUACUUGAAGCUUUUAUAGUUUGUGAAAUUAAACAAAGCAGCAUUAAUUUGCAAAGUGCAAACGGCAAUGCAAAGUGCAAACCGCAAACCAGCAUUCAUUUGCCAAGUGCAAACGGCAAUGCAGUUGAAUCAUGUCCCUAGCUAGAGAGUCACACCACCCCAACAGAACCUGGGCUCUCCGCUCAGCCCAGCGUGGUAACAGAUACUCUGGUGGUGUGCCCUCAUGUGGCACUAGCUAACCUCUCUUGAGUUACUGGACCCUGAGAAGAGGCUUCAUGGGCCACAGCUAAAGAGAUCCUUAUCGACUGACGGAGACAGACUCAGGCCUUAGGUGUCGUCCGCCAAACUGCCGCCAUGAUGUCAUCGGACAACGACGAGACGGGCUCCGACCUUUCGGACUCCCUGGAGGUCCACGAGGUCCUACGGUUUGUGACCCUCGACCCAGGAAGCUGCUUCAAGUCAAAGAGCCUCCCCAUCCUGAAUGGGUCCGGUCCAUCUGGGUGUGACGAACCCCUGCUGGGGGAAUCACGGCAGGUUGAGACCUCUUCUGCAGCCACCGACCCUGACAGCGGCCGGCUUGACCCCCUGACCCCCGCUGACCACGACCCCACCCUGGCUGACUCACCCUCUUCUCGGACCGUCCUGGAGAUCCAGUCCCCCUUGGCGUCCUCCGCGGUGGGCCUGGGCCGGUCCACGACCUCUGGUCCGGGGGAGAAGAAACUGACCUUCUCUUUAGCCCGUUUCCUCCAUAUUCCCGCCAGGAAGUACGUCAGCUCCGUCCUGGCUGACUCACGCUGCUUCCUGUUCUGCAUGUCUUACCUGACGUUCAUUCAGUCCCUGAUGGUGUCCGGUUACCUCAGCAGCGUCAUCACCACCAUCGAGAAGCGCUACAGCCUCCGCAGCUCCGAGUCCGGCCUCCUGGUCAGCUGCUUCGACAUCGGCUCGCUCCUCGUGGUCGUCUUCAUCUCCUACUUCGGAGGCAGGGGUCAGAGGCCGCGCUGGCUGGCGGCGGGCGGGGUUCUGAUCGCCUUAGGGGCGGCUCUUUUUUCCCUGCCGCACUUCAUCUCCCCGCCCUACCAGGCCCAGGAGCUGAACUCCUCAGCGAGCCAUGAGGGGCUUUGCCAAAGUGGGAACGGCAGCGGGCGUGAUGCCCUGGACGUGGGGUCGUGUCCGCGAGACCAGGAGGGUAAUGAUCACAAUCUCUACGUGGUACUUUUCAUCACCGCUCAGAUCCUGGUUGGUGUGGGUUCCACGCCCGUCUACACAUUAGGACCCACCUACCUGGAUGACAACGUCAAGAAGGAGAACGCCUCCCUCUACCUUGCCGUGAUGUAUGUCAUGGGGGCUCUGGGGCCUGCUGCCGGCUACCUGCUUGGAGGUGUUCUGAUUGGCUUCUAUGUUGACCCUACAUCUGUCAUCAUUAUGGACCAGAGUGACCCACGUUUUGUUGGCAAUUGGUGGAGUGGCUUCCUGCUCUGUUCCUUUGCCAUGCUCCUGGUGGUCUUCCCCAUGUUUGCCUUUCCUAAGAAGCUUCCGCCACGCCACAAGAAGAAGAGGAAGAAGAUUGUGUCAGCAGCAGAUGUGUCUAGCGAUGAUGAUGUCAUGAAGGAGAAGGAGAAGGGGCAGAACGUCCAGACGUCCAUGGGCUUUGGGCAGGACCUCAAAGACCUCCCCCGGGCAGCCAUCCGCAUCCUGUCCAACGUGACCUUCCUGUUUGUCAGUCUGUCCUACACAGCGGAGUGCGCCAUCGUUACCGCCUUCAUCACAUUCAUACCCAAGUUCAUCGAGUCCCAGUUCGGCAUCCCCGCCUCCAACGCCAGCAUUUACACUGGUGUUAUCAUCGUGCCCAGUGCUGGGGUGGGGAUCGUCCUGGGGGGCUACAUCAUUAAGAAGCUGAAGCUGGGGGCCCGGGAGUCGGCCAAGCUGGCCAUGAUAUGCAGUGGCGUGUCUCUGCUGUGUUUCUCUACCCUCUUCAUCGUGGGCUGUGAGAGCAUCAACCUGGGAGGCAUUAACAUACCCUACACCACCGGGCCCACCCUGACGACAACCCAGCGGAACCUGACGGGGGGGUGCAACGUGAACUGUGGCUGUAAGAUCCAUGAGUAUGCCCCGGUGUGUGGCUCAGACGGCAUCACCUACUUCAACCCCUGCCUGGCCGGGUGCAGCCUGGUGGGCAACGACAGCUCUGGAAUCAGGAACUACACGGAGUGUAGGUGUGUCCAGAGCAGACAGGUCAUCACACCUCCGUCUGGCAGUCAAGGCAACCAACUACAGCUGGUCAUCGUCAAGACCUACCUCAACGAGAACGGUUUUGCCGUGUCGGGGAAGUGUGACCGCACCUGCAACACCCUCAUCCCCUUCCUCGUCUUCCUCUUCAUCGUCACCCUCAUCACUGCCUGCGCGCAGCCUUCCGCGAUCAUCGUCACGCUCCGGUCUGUGGAUGAACAGGAAAGACCCUUUGCUCUGGGGAUGCAGUUUGUCCUGCUAAGAACUCUGGCCUACAUUCCUACGCCCAUCUACUUCGGGGCGGUGAUUGACACCACCUGCAUGCUGUGGCAGCAGGACUGCGGCGUCCACGGCUCCUGCUGGGAGUACGACGUCACGUCCUUCCGCUUCGUCUACUUUGGCCUGGCCGCCAGCCUCAAGUUCGUCGCCUUCGUCUUCAUCUUCCUCACCUGGUACUCCAUCAAGCACAAGGAGGAGCGUGCGGAGCGCUGGCUUCACCAGCUGCCGCCGCUGGGCACCGUCAGUGACCUCAUCUGCCACGUCGGGGGCCAGAAGGGCCACGCCCGCACCCGCUCCUGCCCGGUGUUCAUCCCAGCCCGCGACCACCCGUCUGUGGCAAUCAUUCUCAGCCGGGGUCACAAUAGCCUCAGUUGUCCCAGCAACACCCUUACAGCAAUAACCCAGCCCCCUCCGUCUCUUCUCCUGCAGCCGCAUAACGAACAUGGAGGCUCCUCCCACGUCUGAGAGCAGGACGGAACCGACGGGCCACAUCUCGUCUUCUUUAGGCCACGCCUCUUCCUCCUCCGCAGGGGUUUAUUGUGACGUGUGCCUUCCUGUGACCUGUCUCCACCCCAUGUCUAGAAUCUAUACCAAUCGGGUGGGGACAUGGCUGUGAUGCUCUGAUUGACGGUCAGCCAGAGCAAUAGACUGACAGCGACAAACUAAUAAGAGAACAUGUCGGCUUCCCAUUGGCCUACUGAACUGCCUGUCUCUGCUCGUCAUGCACAUAGCGAAGUGUUCAAUACCUUCAUUUUGAUUUGGGAAAUGUAUCUAAAUGCCAGCUACUGUAUGAUAUGGCCUGAUGGUGCUACUGUUUUGUAAAGGGUGACGGGGCAUUAGUAUCCUAGUGUUAUUAUUAUCCUAUUGAUGGUACUACAUUACCCAUGAUGCCUCAUCACAGCUGCUGCAAAGCACAAUGUACUAACUGAUAAACAUGUUCUAUUCUAUGCAACGUCUUGUAUAAUAUAGUCCAGGCCAGCCAGUCAGUCAGACAUCAGUACUAUUCCCUAAUUAGUACACUAUAGAACACGAUUUCACAGAGCUCUAGUUGAUUGCAGUGCACUAUAAAGAGAGUAUUGCAAAUUAGCACUGAACUUUGUCCAAACCUAUAGUAUGCCUGUAGUCAAAAAGUUGCUGCCUAGCUGGCCAAUGCUUAUAGAUAGAAGGCUAACCUGCUUGCCUGUGGUAUUUGUAAUGGCCAGUUACUAACAGAGGAGUGGUGGUCUACACCAGUGGUUCCCAACUACGGUCCUCAAGUACCCCCAACAGUACACAUUUUCAUUGUAGCCCCAGCCAAGCACAGCUGAUUCA
Esox lucius (northern pike) is the source of this 4455-nucleotide messenger RNA. Its product is annotated as solute carrier organic anion transporter family member 5A1. Bases 994 to 3609 code for a protein of 871 amino acids. NCBI's taxonomy places the organism in Eukaryota, Metazoa, Chordata, Actinopteri, Esociformes, Esocidae. The record is from RefSeq and is a predicted model, not a curated record. Gene Ontology annotation, biological process: sodium-independent organic anion transport; transmembrane transport. Gene Ontology annotation, cellular component: membrane. The transcript has 10 exons. Gene Ontology annotation, molecular function: protein binding.